Molecule: messenger RNA, 1487 nt
Organism: Cyprinodon variegatus (sheepshead minnow)
Lineage: Eukaryota; Metazoa; Chordata; Actinopteri; Cyprinodontiformes; Cyprinodontidae
Product: protocadherin gamma-A10-like
Exons: 2
Coding region: 12-1487 (491 amino acids)
Biological process (GO): homophilic cell-cell adhesion
Cellular component (GO): plasma membrane
Molecular function (GO): calcium ion binding
Source: RefSeq, a predicted model, not a curated record
AAUGUUAAAGGAUGGAUUUGAAAAUAUUCGUAUUUCUGUCGUGGAGUAUCUUCUCAUUUUUCCUGCUGGAUGUCGCGCAUGGAGACAUGAGCUAUUCUUUACCGGAGGAGAUGAAACGAGGAUCAGUUAUUGGAAAUAUCGCCAAGGAUCUCGGGCUGCAGACAGGAGCGCUGACCACUAGAAGAGCUCGCGUUGACACUGAGAAAAAGGAUAAACGUUACUGUAACAUAAAUCUGAAGAAUGGAGAGCUGGUUGUAGCAGAGAGGAUUGACCGAGAGGAGCUUUGUGGCGAAAAGGCUUCAUGCAUUUUAAAACAGGAACUAGUUCUGGAAAACCCUCUAGAACUGCAUCGGAUCAGCCUUCAUGUUCAAGAUAUUAAUGAUAACUCUCCGGAGUUCAACGAAGAAUUAAUUAAUCUUGAAAUUUCGGAGUCAGCUGAUAGGGGAGCUCGCUUUGUGAUCGAGGAGGCGCACGACGCGGAUGUAGGACAAAAUUCAGUUCAGCAGUACAGCCUCGAAAAGAAUGAAAAUUUCAUUCUGGCCGCAAAAGGAAACACUGUGGAGCUUGUUUUAGACAAAGAGCUUGAUCGCGAAAAACAGAAGGAAAUACAUUUGCUCCUUACAGCUUUAGAUGGUGGAUCUCCUCAGAGAUCAGGUACAGUGGUCAUACAUGUAACUGUGCUGGAUGCUAAUGAUAACGCCCCAGUGUUCAGUCAGGCCGUUUAUAAAGCCAGUCUGCCUGAAAACUCUCCUUUAGAUACUGUAGUGGUUACAGUGAGCGCAACUGAUGCAGAUGAUGGAGUGAAUGGAGACGUGACUUAUGAUUUUGGGCAUGUUACUGACGAAGUUAUAAAAACAUUUAAUAUCGAUAGUAAAAGUGGAGAAAUACGUGUGACUAAUUUCGUAGAUUAUGAGGCGUCAGUCACAUAUGAAAUCCGCGUUAAAGCAAAGGAUGGUCUGGGGCUGUCAUCUUAUGCCAAGGUAAUUAUUUCUAUUACUGAUGUGAAUGACAACGCCCCUAUAGUGAGUCUGAAAUCACUGACCAAUCCCAUACCAGAAGACACCCCAGCUGGUACAGAGGUUGGCAUCAUUAAUGUACAGGAUAGAGACUCAGAAUAUAAUGGACAGGUCCACGGCUCCGUCCAACAAAACGUCCCUUUUAAAUUAGUUCCUUCGAUUAAAAACUAUUAUUCUCUGGUGACCACAGGAAACCUGGAUCGUGAAUUAGUGUCUGAUUACAAUAUUACAAUUACUGCUACUGAUGAGGGCUCUCCACCUCUGUCCUCCUCAGAAACUGUUCAGUUAUUUAUUGCUGAUAUUAACGAUAACCCACCUGUGUUCAAGGAACAGUCCUAUAGCGCGUAUAUAAAUGAAAAUAACAAACCUGGCUCCACUUUAUGUUCUGUUUCUGCCCAAGACCCAGACUGGAGACAAAACGUGUGCGCAUCGGAGCUGUUCUAUAUAAAUGAGAAUAACGCGCUGACUUGA